CCAAGGCCUUCUUUCACCAACAAGUUCCACUCGCGAUGCAUUCCUCCACUAUCAUCUACUUCCUCGGCGCCAUGGCCAUCAUGCCCCUGGCUCUCCUUACCAACGCCGGACCGUCCAAGCCUCCUCCCGCACUUGCAACACGUCAGUACCAGAGCCACUGCUGCCUUGUCGGCUGCCUCUCGUGCGAAAUCAACGAUUGCAUAAACCAACCCUGCUACGGCGUCUACAGCAGUUGCUGUGCCGAGGGCCGUAGUGAAAUAGGGGAGGACGGACAGCUUCACGUCUUCAACGUCAACGGCGAAGAGAUGAAGUUUGUCGAUCAGCUUGCAUAGCGGAGGGAUGUUUCUAGGUAGUGAUACCAAACGUGAGAGAAAAUAGGAACUCAGAAUAGUCAAGAGAGAAGCCUUAGUAUGUUUUAUGCGUAUGAUAAUAUAUCCGAAG
This is a messenger RNA of Daldinia vernicosa, 441 nucleotides long. RefSeq lists its product as uncharacterized. Lineage: Eukaryota; Fungi; Ascomycota; Sordariomycetes; Xylariales; Hypoxylaceae. The transcript is spliced from 3 exons. The record is from RefSeq and is a predicted model, not a curated record. The coding region runs from base 36 to 332 and encodes 98 amino acids.